AUGUAUUUAUGACCUUUCCUUUUCACCAUCAUUUAUAAAUAAAUUUAGAACCAUUCUCUCGCGUUUCUCCAUUAAAAAUCUCAACUGCACUUGCAUUCCUACAAAAUCUACCCAGAAGAAUUUCCCCAAAUCAUUCUCAUCUAUUAAUUGAUUAAUUAAUUAAUUAAUUUACUGGUUAAUUAAUUAAUUAAUUAAUAGAACAACCCAUGGACGACGCUGCAGUUACAACCACGUCGUCUUCGUCUUCAACCUUUGGCAAUUACCCUCUCUUUUGCGCCAUCAUUGCUUUCACCCUCGCUCAAUCCAUCAAAUUCUUCACCGUCUGGUAUAAGGAAAGGAAAUGGGAUCCGAAACAAUUGAUUGGAUCUGGUGGAAUGCCGUCUUCUCAUUCAGCUACUGUUACUGCUCUUGCUACAGCGGUUGGAUUUCGUGAAGGAUUUGGUGGACCGCUUUUCGCUACCGCAUUGAUUCUAGCUGUCAUUGUGAUGUAUGAUGCUACUGGUGUAAGAUUGCAAGCGGGACGACAAGCAGAGGUUCUUAACCAAAUUGUUAUUGAACUUCCUGCUGAACAUCCUCUGGCUGACAGCAGACCUCUUCGGGAACUGCUUGGGCAUACUCCGCCUCAGGUUGUUGCCGGUGGUUUACUUGGAAUCGUAACAGCAUCUAUUGGUUUUUUAAUAACACAUAUUUGAUAGUUAAAAUUUGAGGAUUCCUUUGGGCCGUUGUAUAGAAAAUCCAAAGCACCAAGUCUCUAGUGUUGAGCUUUUACAACCGGAAAAGUCAUAUGGGCACAUUCUUUUGAUCUCAGCCUGCAUUCACUUAACCUUCAUAUCAACAUUGGCGAUCGAAAAUUGAACUGUAUUAAUUACACUACUUGAUGUAAUGGAAGUGUCUGUCUUAUGGAAUCAUUAAAUUGCUAGAGCACGUGUUUAUUACAAUUUUUGAUCUCUACAAUGUUUGAGAAAAUUUAUUUAUAUUACUUGUAGUCUGUUACCCUGGAUAUAUGUAGCUCUUUUGAUAUUAAAAACUCUUCUCCUUUCA
Vicia villosa (hairy vetch) is the source of this 1041-nucleotide messenger RNA. RefSeq lists its product as uncharacterized. Lineage: Eukaryota; Viridiplantae; Streptophyta; Magnoliopsida; Fabales; Fabaceae. Bases 207 to 692 code for a protein of 161 amino acids. The transcript has 5 exons. The record is from RefSeq and is a predicted model, not a curated record.